AUGGAGAAGACGGAGAUGAAGGAGUUGACUCUCGGCCCAGGCCUGCGUGGACCUCGAGUCCCCCCCCCUUCCGCCGAGAACAUUGAUACCACCAUCUCCGCCUCCUCCGCCAAGGGCAACCUCUACGUCAAGUUGAACAGCGCCAGCAACCUCCGCGACAAGGACUGGUUCGGCAAGUGGCUCGACAAGUCCUACAAGUCUCGUUCCAAGGAUAUCAAGUCCAACUUCGACCCCGUCUACAAUCAGACUUUCUGCUUCUAUGUCCGUCCCAGCCAGAGUACUCUUUACAUCCGUGCGGUCGACAAGGAUACCUUUAGUAACGACAAGAUCGAUCAAGCCUCGGUCCCACUUUCUAAUGUCGUCAGGACUGGCAGUGAGGGCCCUCAGAACUAUAAUUGUCCCAGUGAUGUAUUGGAACUCGACGUUGUAUUUGACGAGGAGACCGAAAAGUACCACAACAACUUUCGGACGACGGAUUGGGGCGGAGACGCGGAUAGUAUGUGUAAUGACGUUCGAGACUUUCCUAUCCUUGGAGGCGAUGGCACCCUCACUAUUGGAGAUGUGAUCGACAAGAUGCGCAAGGGCCAAAUGACAAAAGUCAUGUUGGAGGAGAAGUUACACCCAGCUGGCGCCCAAGGCGCGAAUAUGGCGAUUCAGGAUGCAGUGGCGCUCGCAAACUGGAUCAAUGUGAUCGCAACUCCACAAGUCAAGGAUGUCGAAAAGGCGUUCCGGGCGUACAAGGAGGAACGACAUACAGCCGCACAAGUAGCUAAUACUCUGUCCAAAAGUAUGUGCAGGUUCUACGGCAAGGACCAUGGAACGGUCAAGCCUGCCGAGUUGAACAGCUACCGCGAGACAUUGAAGAUCCGGGCCAGGGUGGCAGAGAGAGCGGCAGGGAUGGAAUCAGAGGCAGGAGCAUCUGCUGAGGUCAAUGCCACGGUGGUAUGA
Linnemannia hyalina is the source of this 948-nucleotide messenger RNA. The record is from the annotation of a GenBank genome assembly. Lineage: Eukaryota; Fungi; Mortierellomycota; Mortierellomycetes; Mortierellales; Mortierellaceae.